Melampsora larici-populina 98AG31 is the source of this 750-nucleotide messenger RNA. RefSeq lists its product as uncharacterized. The annotation marks the transcript as partial. NCBI's taxonomy places the organism in Eukaryota, Fungi, Basidiomycota, Pucciniomycetes, Pucciniales, Melampsoraceae. The transcript has a single exon. The record is from RefSeq and is a predicted model, not a curated record.
GUAUGAUAGAGAAUGAAGCAAAAAAAUUGAAGAAUGAAGACUAUCGAAUGUUGCAAGAGAUCGCCGCUGACAAACAUAAGCAGGAACAACAAGAAAAGAAGGAGAAGCAAGAAGAACUUGCGGUCAGCUUACAACUUGCUUGGGAUAAAGAAAAAUUUCUCCAUGAAAAACAGGAAAGAGUUCAAGACAAACGUAUUGAACAGAUGAAUAGGUGGUUAGCUGAAGGGAAGUCGGUCGCAGACGUAGGACUGCUUUUGGAGAUGAGUGGUUUGGCUCAUCCCAAGGAGCCAAGCAGUUUGGCUCAGCCAUAAAGUUGGAUCAUUUCAUAUCUUUUUUCUGUCAUGUUUUUGCUCGAUUGAUUUUCCACUUGUCCUUAUCCUUGUCUCUUUUUUUUCCCAGUUUAUGUUUAAUUCACUUCUGUCUGUCAUUCAUCAAUAUCUCGUUCCUCUUGUCUUAUCCUUAUCCUCAUCUGUUUUUUCUGUCAUGUUUUUGAUUUUCCUGGUUUAUGUUAUUUCAUUCACUUCACUCAUUAAUAACUCCAGUUUGAUGCUGUGUCGCCAGUUUGUAUCCUCAUCUCACAAUUCAUCUCACGAUAUGUUUUUUUAUUUAAUUGCUUUAUGUUUUAUUCACUUCACUCAUUCUUUUGAUGAUGUGUAACCCCUUUUUGUUCUAUUCUCUCGUUUAGUCUUGUAUUCAUUGUAUCCAAUUUCACUACACUCGUUAAUCAAUACCUUACACUUGUUGAUACAU